CUGGCUCAACCAUCAAUAUGGCUCAUCAUAGCACAGACACAGAGAAUCAACCAGAGGAUAAUGAACUGGAUUUUGAAGAACUAAAAAUCGUAGAUGCUGAGUCUAUCGAGUUGACUGAAGUAGAUAUUGACGAUCCACACAUUCAUGUCGACAUCUCAUCAUUAUCCAAGUACAAGGUUGAACAUUUAAAAAGGUGGUUGAUAUAUCGUGGUGAUAAACUCCACAACAUUGAAACAUUGAAAAGUGCCCAAGUCAGAGUGCUGGAAUACUUUGAAAACAAUACACAAGACAUUAUUAUUGAUCCAACAACAGACAAAAAAUGGAUCAGAAAGAAAGCAGAUUCAAUGGGAGUGAUAUUAAGCCCCUUAUGGAAGGUUAAAACUUUACCAUCAACACCGGCUAUACUUGCUGAUCAAAAGCUAACCGCAGCUGAAACAAAUAUGGAAGGAUGGUCGAAAUCCCUUGAUGGUAUGCCAAAUGUCACAGUUGAUAAUAUUAAGACAUAUAAUGACAAAAUCACAAAUUUAUUUUGUCAAAAAUCAACAGCAAUUAAAAAACAUUUGUUAGAGGAACACAAAUACAGAAAAGAGAUUUCUUGACUUACUUCACAACGAUGUGCUUGGAACCAAGUCCAAAUGAGGAAGCACGAGGAAAAUAUUGACCGAAUGCCACUUAGUGAAUUGACUUUUAAAUCGCCAACAUGCAAGCGUAAGAGAUCUGACGAUGAGGAUAAAGAGGAGCCAGGACCAUCGAAAGAGUCAAAAGGAAUAAUCUCGUCUCUGUACGAAUCUCGUAAACAACCUAUUGCAUGUCCACCAAAUCUGGCAGUCCUCUCUAACUUAAUAGGGGGCAAAAUCAACAUUCCUGGUCCAAAACUGAUUAAUGCCAGCCCAGAAUAUUACCGCCAAACAACCUUUGGGAAUGCACCAUCAGGAUCAAUGUUGAGCUACCAAUGCCCGUUGAUGCCACCUAAUUUCAAGGUGUAUUGUAGCAUAGUACGUAAACCUGUUGACUGUGAACCAAAUUUUUUAUAUCCAUCAUUCCCUUUU
Hydractinia symbiolongicarpus is the source of this 1049-nucleotide messenger RNA. RefSeq lists its product as uncharacterized. The coding region runs from base 18 to 599 and encodes 193 amino acids. NCBI's taxonomy places the organism in Eukaryota, Metazoa, Cnidaria, Hydrozoa, Anthoathecata, Hydractiniidae. The record is from RefSeq and is a predicted model, not a curated record. The transcript is spliced from 2 exons.